Molecule: messenger RNA, 1371 nt
Organism: Talaromyces marneffei
Lineage: Eukaryota; Fungi; Ascomycota; Eurotiomycetes; Eurotiales; Trichocomaceae
Exons: 5
Coding region: 1-1371 (456 amino acids)
Source: RefSeq, a predicted model, not a curated record
AUGACAACAGCACAGGAUGAUGUCGACGGCAGCGAUACUAUUCCUACCAUCCUUUUGAUUCUUACUUGCAUCCUCACAGCAUCAUCUCUCUCUUCCACCAUCCUUCGGUGUCUCGCGCGAGCCUCGCAACGAACAUUUAGCUGGGACGACUGGUUAAUACUCAUCACAACCGCGCUUUUGAUUGUACGGACCGGCCUGCAGAUCCAUGGUGUACAGGUUUACACUGGAGCUCUCCGGUCCUCGGCGUCGUCGACGAUAUCAACAGCGGUCGAACUUUUGAUGGAGGAGGAAUGGAUUACGCACUUGCUCUCAUUUCCGACAAUAUGUAUGUUGAAAUGCGCCUGUUGCGUUUUUCUUUUGCGCCUGGAAGAUAGACCUAAAAGGCGGAUGGUUGCAUGGUUCAUGCGAACAAUCAUGGCUGGCCUGAUUGUUACCAACCUUGGACCGGCGAUUGUCUAUCUUGCUGAGUGCUCGCCUGUUAAGGCUUAUUGGAUUCCAGGGGCGGGCACUUGUUGGCCUGAUGAAGCGCGAAAGGCUUCUUUAUACAUGCAGCUAGUGUACUCGAUACUCUUCGACGCGAUCUUUACGCUCAUACCAGUGGGAAUUAUCUUCAUAUCCAAACUGCAUGUGCGAGAUAAGAUUAUGAUGUGUGCCCUUGCGGGCAUGGGAUGCUUAGUCACAGCCAGCGCAAUAGUCGAGGUGUCAAUGACGGGUUACGUUUCACGAAGUUCACUGGAUCAAGCUUGUAAAGCAGUAAUAUUCGCAAACAUCGAGCUUCACGUUGGAAUGGUUGCCAUUAAUGCUGCUUGCGGGUAUCACGUUUACUCUACACCUCGCCACAGCAGGGGAGUAUCCGGCGCCGUCAAAACAGGAGACAGGGACAACAGGCUCAAUGGAGACGAUGUCAGCAGACAUUUAGAGAUUCAACACCAAGAAAUCGACGACGCCAACAGUGAAACAAAGAUCAAUCCAUCUUCAAAUACAACAUACACUAAUAACCACAUCUCCACCGUGGCCGGCCACGACAAUACCCAAAACAACUCACCAAUCCCUCCCUCAUCACUACGCUCACUCUCAAAACGAAAGAACUUACCACCCCCAACUCUUCUCCCAUCUUGUGCCUCAUCUUCAUCUCAACAACCAUCAUCAAACCACUACGAACUACAACCAUAUCACUCCCACGACAACGACGACAUCGACAGAAACACCCUCGACGAAAUAAUCGCCUACGACGUCACGGAUACAAUUCCACUGCAAGACUCAAUCCGCAAAGUAACCGAAUAUGUGGUCGUAUCAUCACGGUUAUCACAGGCGUUGCCGGCUUGUCCGCCCGGGAAUGGGAAUUGGUUUAUUAGUGGGAGAGUGCCUUGA